AUGGCAGAUCCCGGAGACAAGGACGGCGAGAUGGGCAGCGAGCCGAACGGAUGCAGCAAAGAGGCCGCGGCGAUCAUUCAGCUGCUCGCCGAGUGCGGAGUUAACGAGUUCGAUCCACGUGUCGUCUCCAUGCUUAUGGAUGUACGAUUUUUUUUCUGACAAUUUUUGCUUUUUAUUGAAUUUUGCACUUUUGACCCACUUGUAACGAUCCGAUCGGAUCCAGACUUUGCAGGCUUCUUAGGCUUGGAGUGAAGUAUUUUGGGACCAAGUUACAUACCGAUCGGAUCAUCUGGUCCCGAGAUACACCGGUUUGAUGCCGAAAAACCCAGUCUGUCUGAAACUUGGGCCCAAAAUACUUCAAUCCAAGUCCAAAAAGCCUGCAAAGUUUGAGACAGAUCAGAUUAUUGUAAGUGAGUCAACAGAGAGAGAUUCAGGCCCGGCUCUGAAAAUUUCAAUGCUUUUUCUGCUAUUUUACCCAAUUAUAUUGCAGGUCCAGUACACGGUGACACAAAAAGUACUGCAAAUGGCGUCGGGCCUGUCGCGACACGCCAGCAAACAGCAAAUCGAUUCGGACGACGUGCAGACGGCGGCCGAUGUGCUCGGAGUGCUGUCGACGCGCGCGCCGGACCGGGAACGGAUGCUCCAGCUGGCGAACGACAAAAAUCAGCAGCCGCUGCCGUCGAUCCGACACAAUUACGGACUGAAACUGCCGAAUGAUCGAUUCUGCCAACUGCAGCAGAAUGUCACCUACAAGACGGACGGAGAGUAUCAACAGUGAGUCGUGGUCUUGGCGCGAAAUCCACUGUGUUUAACUAUUAAUGUUUCAGAGCGGAAACGCAACAACAGCAGCAACAACAACAACAACAAAGCAGCGCCCCGCGUCCCGGCCACAUAAUCGAACCGCCGACGGCCGUUUGGCGAGCCGACCAAGUGCAACAGAGCAUUCUGAAAAGACACGCACCCGACGACGACUUCGACUCGUGA
This is a messenger RNA of Caenorhabditis sp. 36 PRJEB53466, 984 nucleotides long. Lineage: Eukaryota; Metazoa; Nematoda; Chromadorea; Rhabditida; Rhabditidae. The record is from the annotation of a GenBank genome assembly.